AUGUCCAAAAUAUUUCAGUCAUGGACUGACCUACCACAAGACUCUGGAUGCAUUCGAAAUUUGAAUCAAAUGAGAAAUUGGCUUCGUGAAUGCGAAGAAGGUGACGACAGGUGCAAAAUCGGUCGCACGAUGGAUUAUCUACCCACUAGGGUCCUAGAUGUUUCUCGUCAAGAAGACAAGGUCUUUGUUACCGAAGGAGAGAGGUGCGAGAAAGGCCCUUAUAUCACAUUAAGCCAUUGCUGGGGAGAAUCCCAUCCCAUUCAAACAACUACCAUGACGUUGCCAGUCUUUCGGACACAGGGGAUACCCCUAUCAUCUUUACCCAAAACAUUUCGAGAAGCAGUAUUUGUUACAAGAUACCUUGGUUGUCCUUACCUCUGGAUUGAUUCACUCUGCAUUAUCCAGGGUGAUAGAGAAGAUUGGGCAAUGGAAGCACCCCGAAUGGCCGAUGUGUAUAGUAAUUCGCAUGUCACCAUUGCCGCCACUGCAUCAGCAACCGGUUCCGGAGGCCUCUUCUACCAAAAUAACGAAACUCAAGUCAAAUAUACAGUUCGACGUAAACGAAAAGAUGGUACUCCGAUCGAGAUCUAUGUACGUCCGGCUUUAAAUCAUUCUGUUUAUGAUCUCGGUCCCAUUGAUCCUCCGAACCCAUUAUACCCGAUGCCGUUACUCCGUCAGAGUUGGUUUUUUCAAGAGCACAUGCUUUCGCCUCGUAUGCUGUAUUUUACAAAUUGGGAGAUACUCUGGCAGUGUCGGGAGAGAAGCACCUGCAUCUGCGAGGUUCGUAAUUACAGGGACGUCGCUCAAAAACCUCACCUGAAAAAAAGGUUCGAGGAACAACUCGUUCUAAACCGGUCCACUAGUUUGCAACUGUUAUGGUGCGACAUUGUUACAUGGUAUUCGGAGAGACAGCUUACAUUCGACUCGGAUAAACUAGCAGCUCUAGCAGCGGUUGCGAAGCUACUUUCUAAUACAGCCCUUGGGAGAUAUGCUAGCGGUCUCUGGGAAUCAAGGAUUGACGCAGGUCUGUUGUGGAAUGUAAAGGGACCAUUAGUAGGGUUUGACGGCGAGCCCAUCGAUUCAAGGCGUAGUACUGAUCUAUCUAUGCCGUCGUGGUCAUGGGCAAGCAUAAUUGGUCCGGUAUCAUUAGAUAUCGGUACAGGUCUGGCGAAAGAUUUCGAGGUAGUAGAUAUUUUAUACGGGCCAGAUAGUGGGAAAUCUCUCUUAGAAGCGAGUGCGACGGCGAUAAUAAUCCAUGGCUUGCUAUGUGAAUGUAAGGUAUGGGAUUCGGGGGCGGUUAAUGGAAGAAGAUCGGAUCGAUACAAUUACCGUCUGAUUCGCGGGCCUGGAAUGGAGAAGGAUUACGAGUUUCAGGCCGACGUCGCUUCGGAGGUGAGUUGUGGUCGAAACGAGGCAAUGACGGCCUAUGUCUUGAAUAUCACGGGAGAACGCGGUGUCGUACUUCGCAAGUUGGAUACUGAAGAAGGUACGUAUCGAAGGAUAGGCGAUAUCGGGUACCAGGUUGGGAUGCCUGUCACGAGGUUGACAUAUACUCAUGCUGUCCUUAAGCUCGUAUGA
This is a messenger RNA of Hypoxylon trugodes, 1578 nucleotides long. Its product is annotated as HET-domain-containing protein. Lineage: Eukaryota; Fungi; Ascomycota; Sordariomycetes; Xylariales; Hypoxylaceae. The record is from RefSeq and is a predicted model, not a curated record. The coding region runs from base 1 to 1578 and encodes 525 amino acids. The transcript is spliced from 2 exons.